CUCCUCGAUCAGCACCUCGAGUCUCGAUCCGCAUCGCACCAUGUUCCGCCUCGCUCGCCGUCACUUCUCCUCCUCGUCCUCGCGAUCGGCCCUCAAGAUUGGCCUGAUCCCCGCCGACGGCAUUGGCCGCGAGGUGAUUCCGGCCGCCCAGCUCGUGCUGCAGGCCGUCAAGCCCGGCCACUUUGAGUUUGUCCACCUCGACGCUGGCUUUGAGCAUUUCCAGAAGACCGGCGUGGCCCUGCCCGAGGAGACCGUCGCUCGUCUCAAGGGUGAAUGCCAGGGCGCACUCUUUGGCGCUGUCAGCUCGCCCUCGCACAAGGUUGCCGGAUACUCUUCUCCCAUCGUCGCCCUGCGCAAGAAGAUGGAUCUCUAUGCCAACGUGCGACCCGUUGUGAGCCCUGCCGGCUCCAGCUCGGGCCACCCCGUCGACAUGGUCAUCGUUCGCGAGAACACCGAGUGCCUGUACAUCAAGAGCGAGCGUCUCGAGACUCAGCCCGACGGCAACAAGAUUGCCUGGGCUGAUCGUAAGAUCACCGAGACCGCUUCCCGCCGCAUCGCCAAGGCUGCCUUUGACAUUGCCGUCAAGCGUGGCCAGGUUCGCGAGCAGAAGCGCCAGGCCGGCGAGGCUGUCUCGUGGGAAGGCAAGCCCCGCGUCACGGUUGUCCACAAGUCCAAUGUCCUCAGCGUCUCGGACGGUUUGUUCCGUGAGAGCUGCCUGGCGGUCAAGAAUGAGAACGCUGCCUACAACGGCGUCGAUCUGGAGGAACAGCUGGUUGACUCGAUGGUCUACCGCAUGUUCCGUGAGCCCCACAAGUUUGAUGUCGCCGUUGCCCCCAACCUGUAUGGCGACAUCAUCAGCGAUGGCGCUGCUGCCCUGGUUGGUAGCCUGGGUGUCGUUGCCAGCGCCAAUGUCGGCGACAGCUUUGUCAUUGGCGAGCCCGUCCACGGCUCUGCUCCCGACAUUGCCGGCAAGGGCAUCGCCAACCCCGUUGCCUCGAUCCGCUCCGCUGCCCUCCUCCUGGAGUACCUCGGUCUCACUGCCGAGGCCAGCCGCAUCCACUCUGCCGUCGACCGGGUCAUCACCGAGGGCAAGUUCCUGACCCCUGAUCUGGGUGGCAAGAGCACCACCACCCAGGUCACCGAGGCCAUCAUCAAGGCUCUGUAAAUGAGAAACCGCAACACAGAUGGCGGCAGGCCGCUCCAAGCCAUGGCGCUUAUACAGUCACUCCAGAAGAAAACCGGGACGGUCCUCACUUUUCACUGGGAUCAGCGACACAAGCCUGCUGAACUUCCGUAGGCCCCGGUAGACAGGCCGUACGAUUUCUUCCCGUCCUGGUUGGCAAAUCGCUUUGUUUUCGUUGGUUUGGGAAGCAUCCUCUUGAAUACACUUGGUCGAUCUCCCGUGAUGACGAUCGACUGGCAUACCGAGGUCAAGAUA
Messenger RNA from Polychytrium aggregatum, 1438 nucleotides. RefSeq lists its product as uncharacterized. The transcript is spliced from 5 exons. Gene Ontology annotation, cellular component: mitochondrion. The record is from RefSeq and is a predicted model, not a curated record. NCBI's taxonomy places the organism in Eukaryota, Fungi, Chytridiomycota, Chytridiomycetes, Polychytriales. Gene Ontology annotation, biological process: isocitrate metabolic process; tricarboxylic acid cycle. Gene Ontology annotation, molecular function: NAD binding; magnesium ion binding; isocitrate dehydrogenase (NAD+) activity. Bases 41 to 1165 code for a protein of 374 amino acids.